GUUAGUGCAUCGUUCUCCUCCAUCACUGCAGCAUCUUAUUGGUUUUAAUAUUCUUUCUUGCUCUCUUUUAUAUCAAGUAUGAUUGUCAAUCUGGCUUAUCUAAGCCUUCUUCAUCAUGCAAAAACCCAUGCUCUGGUAAGCCUGCCCCUUCUCAUGUCCCUAACUUUUGAUGGAGGACAUUUGGCUAUGCUGGAAAUUCAUUCCUCUGCAAGGUAAGCAGCGUGGGUUCCCAUGGGAUUGUCACACUGGCCACAGAGACUAAACAUGGAGAAAGUGCAUCCAGCUCUGGGGUUUACUGGUGGACAGUUGCUGGUGGCAGGGGGCUGUCAGCAAGAAGCAUCGUUUGUUGUUGUUCUCUGUAUGAGUGUGUGGCUUGUGUUAUUGGCUCUCCUGGGCAACAACCAUAAACCCAACUCAAAUACACCUAAAAAUCUCCCUAAAGGGGAAGACCACAGGAAAAUGGCCAAAAAAGCUAAUGAAUAUCCCUUCUCCUGUAGGAUGAGUAUCUUAUUCUUUCUGAAGCUGCAGCUGUGUGUGAGAAGAUGCGCAUGUUGGAGUAGCUCUAGUGAGGAGCUUGCACUGAUCACAUAAGGAGAGAGCCAGAGAAUCUGGAGCAGGCACACGGAAAAGCACCUGCCUGGACAGCAGGAGACCAGCAAAUCCCAGGGCUGUGGGAUGCUCACGUGGUCCAUGGACAAGAGGUGUUUCUCGUGGCACGAUGGUACCUGGUUGCAGUGGUGGAACCAGAGCAGAGCUGAGUGUGGUGGUGGCUUCCCCACCAGGCUACAGGAAAAAAGGUAGAAACAGAAGGAUCCUGGGGUCACACAAGAACUCUUCGUAAUUCAGGAGCAUCUAAUGAACUAGCAAGGACUUAAAGCCUGACUGCUUUGGAGGUUUUGGGAUACUUCUGAAGAUGUACACUGGGAGCUGUCAUGCCUUUACUGAAGUGUAUGCAAGUUAGUGUUUUAUAUCAACGUCAUUCUAUAAGGAUGAAGUGUCAGGGAACAAAGGGACCUCAGGAAUAUUAUGACUGUGAUUGGGGGCACAUCCCCACUCUUCUGCCUGUUCUUGUUCACCAGCAUGUGAAUGUACUGCAAGCAGGAACUUCCUCUGAGUGACUGGCUAUCCUGGUGGGCUGCUGAGGUCCACGCUCUUCAUCAUCAUCCUCACAGUCUUUGGCAACUUGGGGAAAUGGGACCCUGGUGAAAGACUCCAGGCAAAGACAUUCCACAGAAUCAUCACUUGCCUCUUCCUCUGUGAUUCUAACCUCAGCCACUGGCCUCAUGUUCAUUGUGUGUCCUCUACAUGUCAAAAAGAAUCCCCUACCAAAGGAGAUGGAAAAAGCAAGGUCAGCGUAAUCACAAGAAUGGAUAACAGCCAGUGGUUGCAAAGGGUUGCAGCUGUGAUUGGCAAGAGUUUUCCAGAAGGAGUCAGAAUCCUGCCUGGGAUCGAACAGGUUUCCUCGGGCACCCAGUAUGUAUUGGGGUAUUGAAUAUGGAGCAGAGAUGAGGCACAGAAGUGAGACUGAUCACAGGCCAGUAUUCAAGUCAGCUGCUACAAGACUUGAAGUGGUUCACUGUUGGUUCUGAGCACUCUAACAAGCUCUUGAUGCCACCUGAAGUAUUUCAGAACAACAGGCUGGAUCACAUCUGCCAUUACAUCUGCAUGAACCUGUCUGUCUAUUUGAGAUGUUUGUAGCCAAGAACAUCGUUUGAAUUGAUGUGGCGAUGACACAGAGAAGGAACAGAUGGCACAGAGCUGUCCCUGCUCCAUUCAUCACGUCAAUGAUUGGAAAUGAUGACAAUACCACACGGGCUCGCUCCAAAUUAUGGAACCCAGCAAACAAAUUAGCCUGACUGGCGGGAGGUCUCAGAAAAGAAGAUUGAAAUCUGCCUUGGACAACUAUGGAGGUUACAUGGCUACAGAUCACAUCGCUGGUGAAAGAGGUGCUGAGAAUGGGAAGCUGAGACGCUGGAAGCUGUUACGGGGAAGAACGCUGCUCUGGGUUCAUAUUGUGCCUAUGCUACCUAUAUAAGAAGAGAUUUAAAAAGAAAAAGUUCCGUUCUACUCAGCGAAAUACUGCUAUUUUCAGCCAAUAUAGCAAGAUGAACUGUGUAAUUUUAAAUACUACUUCGUUUAAAUUUUCAAAAGAUUUUAUUACUGUAAAUGGAGUAAUGUAGCUCUAUGUUGAGUGUAAUCAGGAGAAAAAAAGUGUACUGUUCCUCACUGGGAGACAUUUAAGAGGUAAUAUAUCUUUAAGUGUCUCCGCCUCUGAAUCCACCCACUUCUUGAUAGCUGCAGCCUCUUGUUGACUCACAGAAGCUGUGUUCAUUCAAUAGCGAGCAACAAGCAGUAUUUUUCAGAGAUUUUAAGAGCACACCUCCUGCUAUGUGUUUUACGUUCUAGCUUGCUGCGGCUGAAGGUGUAUGAAAGAAACAGUUUUAAGUUUCGAAGAUAUUGCAUAAGAUUGUUCCUCCUCUCAUCCCAGAAAAUCCUGACAGACCAGUUGGAUACCUUUCAGGCCUUAACCAAGAACUUUAUCUGCUCGUCCCACUGCCUUUUUUACAGUAGAAAGACCUGAGACACUCUUAAGAACUGACUAAUUUAAACAGAUGGCUAAUCCCAGUGCUGUCUGCAAUGGACAUCUACAUCAUCAUCAUCAGAAACAGAAUAAUCUCUUAAAAAGUGGAAUCUGUAAGAAAAAUGGAAUUACUAAAGGAGUGAAGAAUGGCGUAUCAAAUGGAACUCUCUACAAAAAAACAUUUAUUGAGCACUUUGAACAGGCACCAAUGUAUGUUGCCGUUCUUACUUUCCUGGGUUUUGGAGUGGGAACAGUAUUUGGCUACCUGCGAGAUUUUAUGAGAGCCUGGGGACUAGAAAAACGUAACGUUGCCACAGAGAGAGAACAACAAAAAGAUUUUGUGCCACUUUAUCAAGAUUUUGAGAACUUUUACACCAGAAACCUCUAUAUGAGAAUACGGGAUAACUGGAAUCGUCCAAUUUGCAGUGUCCCAGGGCCACAGUUUGACCUCAUGGAACGUGUCACAGAUGAUUACAACUGGACAUUUAGGUUUACAGGAAGGACUAUCAAGAAUGUAAUCAAUAUGGGUUCUUAUAACUACCUCGGCUUUGCAGAAACGGAUGUUAAUGCUUUGAAAACUGUGACCAUAGAGUUACAAAAAUACGGGACAGGAGUCUGCAGUACCAGGCAGGAAAUGGGUACCCUAGACAAACACGUAGAAAUAGAGAAACUUGUGGCCAAGUUCCUUGGUGUGGAAGAUGCUAUGGUGUUUGGCAUGGGCUUUGCAACUAACUCAAUGAAUAUUCCAGCCCUUGUUGGGAAGGGCUGCCUCAUUUUAAGUGAUGAGUUGAACCACACUUCUCUCGUUCUUGGUGCGAGGCUUUCAGGUGCUACUAUUAGAAUCUUCAAGCAUAAUAAUAUGCAGAGCCUCGAGAAUUUGCUGAGGGAAGCAAUAAUAUAUGGGCAGCCUCGAAGCCGCAGAGCAUGGAGAAAAAUUAUCAUCCUCGUGGAGGGCAUUUACAGCAUGGAAGGGUCCAUCGUACGCCUGCCAGAGAUAGUCUCCUUGAAGAAGAAAUACAAAGCCUACCUCUACUUGGACGAAGCUCACAGCAUCGGUGCGGUGGGCGCAACGGGCCGAGGAGUUGUGGAAUACUUCGGUAUGAGUCCUGACGAUGUUGAUGUAUUAAUGGGAACAUUCACAAAGAGCUUUGGCGCAGCUGGAGGAUACUUAGCUGGCAAAAAGGACCUUGUGGACUUUUUACGAACUCAUUCUCACAGUGCUGUGUACGCCACAUCUAUGUGUCCAGCCGUAGCAGAGCAAAUAAUCAGGGCAAUGAAAUGUCUCAUGGGACUAGACGGAACCACACAAGGGCUCCAAAGAGUGCGCCAGCUGGGGAGAAACACAAGAUACUUCAGACGAAGACUGCAUGAAAUGGGCUUCAUCAUUUAUGGCAAUGAUGAUUCUCCUGUUGUCCCCUUACUCCUUUAUAUGCCUGGUAAGAUAGGGGCUUUUGCAAGACGCAUGUUAGAAAAAAAUAUUGGGGUAGUUGUGGUUGGGUUUCCAGCUACUCCUAUCACAGAAUCCCGAGCUCGGUUUUGUGUGUCAGCUGCGCAUACACGGGAGAUGUUAGACACGGUUUUGAAUGCUCUGGAUGAAUUGGGUGAUUUUCUACAUCUGAAAUAUUCCCGGUAUUCCAAGUCAUCUCAUCCUGAACUGUAUGAAGAAACUAGUCUUGAACUUGAAGAUUAAGUUUUCCACCCAUGAAGAGAACAUUAUGAUGCUAUGAAAGGGGGAAAACCCAAAAACAUGAAUGCAUUUCUUCCCUUCUAAGGACAAUUUUUGUUUCUGAGUUAAUUGAAAGGAAGGGAAGCUCAAGUGUUGCAUUUAUUGUAUCUAAUUUCUGUAUUCAAGAGACUGAAAUAUUGAUACAGAUUUGCCUCCCCAGGAGAUCUGUCCUUCUUACGGUAUUUUUGAUGCAGAAUGAAUGCAUCCAUUGAUCGACUUGCUAAGGUACAGCUUUUGUUAUGUCCCCUUUCUAUGAAGAGGCUUCAGAUAGUCUUAAUUGUGACUGAAAUAAUAAAGUUUAAAAACUUAAUAUAUUCCAAUGUAGUAUGGUAAUACAGCUGAACUUCAUCAGUGAGAUUGCUUUUAUCUGUUAAAGAGCAUAAAUCAAGACAUUGUGGACUGCUACAGAGGUAUGAGCAGAAAGUAACCUUUUAAAGUUGUUUUAUCAUGCAUUUCUCCAAGGAUAGAAAAUGUUGGAAGGCAGCUAAUGCUGAGAACAAGAAAAGUAGCCUGAUCAGAUCAUGUAUUUCUGAUAGCAGAUUACAGUAAAGGGAAAAUGCCUCUUUCCCUCCACCAACCCUUUCUUGGCCACUUCAAUAUACUAUAAGCUUCAUAAUGUACAAAAAUUUGGACUUAGACGCAAACAGAAAUGCUUUUCUGCUAACGCGUUUAACCUACAGACUAUCGCAUCUUACCACAAUGUAAGUUCUUCAGCAGGCUUGCUCCCUUUUUGUGUAGCAGUAGUAAAUAAUUUUAAUAACCAUUUAACUUCCCCAUAAAAACCUUGAUCAAAACAGUCAGAUACUUGCAGUUCACAAACUGCAGAUGACAUUUAUGGGCCCAUUCCUAAGUUUCUUGAACUACUUAUGGGUUUAAUAAAUUUACUAACAAGUACAUAAUGUUGAAGCUGUUAGUUAUACAGAAUAUGAAGUUCAAGAUACCAUAAGCAGUUCUGCCACCUGUUAAAUUGAAAACUACACCAUUUCUAAAUCUGCUGAAGUCACCCACUUAAUAACAUUUCUUGACAUGUUCUUGUCUGUUUUAUGCAUGUCAGAGGUUGUUUUACUUGUCUAGUUGCAGACUUUUUGACUGGUUUGUUUUUCAAAUAAUUGAUUAUGUCAUCUGAGGGGGAAGAUGUCCUUGUCCCCUUUUCCACUGCCCAAGUGACAGAUGCUCACAGACCCUUGAAGGAAUUGUUACAUCCAGCAGUUUUCCUGCAAUGCCUGCAGCAGCAUUAUCGUCUGGCUUGUGUGGGCUGAGUUUCUUGAAGGAGACUGGAGGCUUUUUCCCUUUUUUGCAGUGUUGAAAAGCAGUUCUGCAGCUUUAAGAAUGAACUCCAAACCAUUCCACGCUAUCAAAUGUCAUUGUAAACACAUCAGAUGAGAGAUGUUUAGCUUUCUGUUGCACAGAUGUACCACACUUUCAUGUUCUCUUGAAAGCUGUGGUGUAAACUUAACCCACAGCUGCAAUAUUAGAUUUAAGAACAGAACAAUUAAAUUGUGGAGUACCAAUUACACUAUAUUACUCCCUGCUUGUUAAAGCAGCUUUCAGGAUAUAACAAGGCUGAUAGGUUAUGAGGGCCCAUUUUUUGGUGGAUUUUUGUUGUCGUUGUUGUUGUUCAAGUUAAUAAAAAUCCAGUGGUGCUAUAACUUUAAUAA
This is a messenger RNA of Columba livia (rock pigeon), 5965 nucleotides long. It is a transcript of the gene SPTLC3, whose product is annotated as serine palmitoyltransferase long chain base subunit 3. Gene Ontology annotation, molecular function: serine C-palmitoyltransferase activity; pyridoxal phosphate binding. Lineage: Eukaryota; Metazoa; Chordata; Aves; Columbiformes; Columbidae. Gene Ontology annotation, cellular component: serine palmitoyltransferase complex. The record is from RefSeq and is a predicted model, not a curated record. Bases 2613 to 4271 code for a protein of 552 amino acids. The transcript is spliced from 24 exons. Gene Ontology annotation, biological process: sphingosine biosynthetic process; ceramide biosynthetic process.